Molecule: messenger RNA, 1461 nt
Organism: Exophiala bonariae
Lineage: Eukaryota; Fungi; Ascomycota; Eurotiomycetes; Chaetothyriales; Herpotrichiellaceae
Exons: 1
Coding region: 1-1461 (486 amino acids)
Biological process (GO): positive regulation of transcription by RNA polymerase II
Cellular component (GO): nucleus
Molecular function (GO): DNA-binding transcription factor activity; transcription cis-regulatory region binding
Source: RefSeq, a predicted model, not a curated record
AUGGCGCUGUUCACUGAGAGCCCGGGAGACCAUUUUGUCUCCCCCAGUGCACUGUCAAAUCAUACUGGCUCUCUUGUCGAUGAAUUCCCGUUGAAUCCUCGUUUCCAAGAGCUACAGACCACUCUCAGGUCGUACCUCUUUGACGAGGCUCGAGGCACCAACAACACCAAUGCACACACACCGGAACCACAAGCCCAAAGUCCUUCUGCGGUCGAAGGUCACCAACCGAUGGUCCAAACUUUGGCGGGUUCGAAUGACCGAAUCCCACUGCUCAAGAAAAUCAACUAUCUCAACAUCUGGAUCACCGAGUGUGCUCCCUGGCUUGACAUGUUCGACUCGGAGCGCCAUUUUGGCAUUCAGGUACCCAUCCUGGCACAACGUAGUCCUGCAGUCCUCUACGCUUUGCUUGCCCUCGCGGCGAGGCAGAGUGAGAGGUAUUCUGGCAUGGACAACUCGUCGGAAGAUUGUCUGGAACUGUACUCGCAAGCAAUCUCAUCGCUGGCCCCGUCUGUUGACGCCCGAAGCCCCGAAGUGCUCAUCACCGCCUGUAUCUUGUGCGUCCUCGAGAUGAUGAGCGUCAGUCCGAGGGACUGGCGAAGACACUCGGAAGGCUGUGCGGCGUUAUUCGAAUCUUCAGGCGUGAAUGGUUUCUCCGCUGGACUCCUACAGGCGGUCUUCUGGUGCUACGCGAGAAUGGACCUCUGUGCGGCCAUCAUCUCCAACGGCGCCGAGAGUACCACACUACCCAUCACCAAAUGGGCUCUGAUUGAGACUCCGUUGGGAUUCCCACAAGAGAGCCGCUCUCCGGAAGAGCUGAUAUGUGAAAAAUUUCUAGAGAAAGGCGCAGCGGUGCCUGACAUGCAUGCCAACUAUGCUGUGUAUCUCUGUGCGCAGGCUUGUGAUUUACUGGCCAGACGCACGAGGUAUCUAGAGCUCGGUGAAGACAACGGUUGUACGCACGACAACUUUCGGCAGAAUUGGAUCGUGCUGUGGGACCGCCUUGAGCGUUGGGUUCAGAAACGGCCACCCCAGAUGCUGCCCGCCGCAGAAAUCGACUCACGACAAAAUGACAACCAUUUUCCGAGCAUUCUGUUCGCCCAUUGGGCGGCAAUCUCGGGCAAUCAACUCUACCACACUGCCUGUGUGCUCAUGAUGGAGAUGGUCCCCCCAGAUAUCAACAUGGGCCAACUUACGGGUUCGCACACACCAUUGUGGCAUGCUCGCUGCAUCGUCGGCAUCUCCUUGACAAAUCCUCACCGCGGCUGUCUGAACAAUGCCAUCCAACCACUUUAUUUGGCGGGCAAGUUGUUUACGCACCACGACGAACACAAAGUCAUUAUAGAUCUACUGAACCAUAUCGAGGCGUGCUCUGGAUGGGGCAGUCGAUGGAGAAUCAAGAGCCUCGAGAGCUUUUGGGGCUACCGCACAGAACGACGUACCACGAGAGUGGCCAGAGACUAG